Lactuca saligna is the source of this 774-nucleotide messenger RNA. NCBI's taxonomy places the organism in Eukaryota, Viridiplantae, Streptophyta, Magnoliopsida, Asterales, Asteraceae. The record is from the annotation of a GenBank genome assembly.
AUGAAGAUGGCAACAAUUGAAGACUGGAAAAGUAUAAACUGGUGCAAAUAUCUCAAUAAUGUGUUGCCACAUAAUAGAAUUUCAUGGAACCCUAGGAACAACGACAUCUACUAUGCUGGACCACUUCCGUUCUUGCUUCUUCUCUAUCUACAUUCAAGUGAUUGUCAAAACAAAUACAUCAGCCGAAAAAUAAGACCAAUAUGCUACUGGAAUUAUGGAAAAAUUAAAUCAAGGCAAAACAUUGAAAAAGCACAACGUCCGUUAGGAUUGGUUAUAUUGGUUGAAGAUGUUGAUUUGAUACAAUAUAAAGAUGAAGAAGAUGUUUACUUGAUUGAAGAAAAAGGAAAAGGAAAACAAGUUGAAGAGUAUUCAUAUUCAGAAGAGAAUGAUCAAAUUGGUGCAGAGAAAAUAGCAGCAACGGCGUUGACGGUGACAACCGCCACGGAGGCUCUUCACAGGUUUUACUGGACAAACGAGACUUCACAAUCGAGCAAUAACCACAACCCACCCCAUACUUGCGACCCAGGAGAUGAAGCACACCAAAACAGCCUCUUCAGAAAGAAUGAAGCGAGCAACAAUAGCAGCAGCGACAGAGGAGGGCGUUCGUUCCAUCUUCGUCUUCUUCAUGGAGGGGAGCAGCAACAACAACCCCCGAUCAUUCCAGGCCUUGCAUCAGUGGUUCACAACUCAUCCUCGGUGAGUAACAAUUCUUCUUCGUCUGUUCGUGACUUUUCUGGCAGCGAGAUUGUAGUGGCGGUGCUCGGACUCGACUAG